AAAAAAGCACCCUACCCUCGCGCUAGAGAGGCUGGACACCGAGCGCGAGAGCGGGCGAGGGAGAGACUGUCCGAGGAUGACUCUGGGCACGGACGCGUCCGACAGCUCGGCGCCGUCCGCGGACGACGUGGAGGACAUCGACGUGGUUGGAGGCGACGUGGCGACGACGCAGGACGGGAGGUACGCGCCGCGCCUCGCGCCUUUCCGAACGGAUUCGGACGAGGAGGACGACGACGAUGACCUGGACGACGCGUCCAGGCUCGCGGCGGCCGCCAAAGACGGCAGCGGCGACAGCGUCGUGGUCGUCGGUGACGCGGAAAGUCCGGGCGAGUCCGUUGCGGCCGCCGCCACCGACAAGGCGUCCAAGAACGCGCUCGUGAAGCCGCCGUACUCGUACAUCGCGCUGAUCACCAUGGCCAUCCUGCAGAGCCCCAAGAAGCGGCUCACGCUCAGCGAGAUCUGCGAGUUCAUCAGCGGCCGCUUCCCGUACUACCGCGAGAAGUUCCCCGCGUGGCAGAACUCCAUCCGCCACAACCUCUCCCUCAACGACUGCUUCGUGAAGAUCCCGCGCGAGCCGGGCAACCCCGGCAAGGGCAACUACUGGACGCUGGACCCGGAGUCCGCGGACAUGUUCGACAACGGCAGCUUCCUGCGGCGGCGCAAGCGCUUCAAGCGCCACCAGGGCGGCGACAUCCUGCGGGACACCGGAGGCUUCCUCCCGGGAUUUUACCCCCCCUACGGCUACGGCUACGGCCUCCAGCUGCAAGCCCUUCACAUGCCCCACCACCACCACCAUCACCAUCACCACCCGUACCAUCCCGCCCACACUGGGGCAACGUUUCCGUUCCAAAACGCUCCGUGCGCCCUCGCCAGUCCGCCCUCCGUUUUCCCACCGCCGCCGCCGCCCCCACCGUCGUCUUCGUCGUCCCUUUUGGGGGCAGAUCCUCGGAAGCCCUUCUACCCGGACACGGGGCUGGUGGUGCGAGCGCACAAGCUUGACAUGAACUCCAACUCCGGCGCCAACGGGACCGGGAGCGCGCCCGGGCGCCCCUCACCCUUCACCAUAGACAACAUCAUAGGCGCCGCGCCCGCGCCCGCGCCCGGCUACAGCCCUAACACGGCGGCGCACGUGCUGGCCGUGAUCGCGCCCUCGCUCGCUCCGCCGCCUCCGCCGACGCCGUCGACGCUGCGCGCUCAGACUUUCUCCAGCAAGAACCUAAACGGCUGCCACUUCUGACUGGACUUGAACUUGAAGCAGCCGUUUUUUUCGUUUGUUUGUUUUUUUUUUAUUUUAGAAAAAAAGCAAAACCCCUUUCAUAAGGUAGGAUUGACAUUUCGUGCUUUUAUUUUGGGAAACUAAAAGUCUCACUCAAGAUUUGUGGGGGUAAAUUUGACACGCAGUAAGGGUGGAUUCAGGUCAUAUGGGACAUUCAAUAAUGCAGAGAGAAGUACUGAUGUUUUCAUACUUUUCCCUCUUCUGUUAAAUGCGUUCAGAUUCCUCGGUUUAAAUCGGAUCCAGUAAUCCGGGUUCGCGUCACUUUAACGGAAUGAACACAGCUCAGUUUGCUUACAUAGAUUAAAAAGAAUUUGCAGCCAACUGUAAGAAAUGAAAUGCAAAUAGAAUUUUUACAGCAAGCUCGACAUUUCACAGCAAAGCAAAACAACACGCUUCACAGGAGAAUUCCACCCAUUUUUCCAAAAUUUCCUCGCAGGGGAAUUAUUAGAUGGGAACAUUCAUUCCGAGCGCUUUGAUGUGAAACGGUUCAUCGCUGAGAAGCUGGCAGACUCAGAUUUUCACAGUGGUGGUGAUGGGAACCAGGGGUCACCAUGACUACAGCACAAAGCCAUAUAGCCUUUUUAUUUACUGUGUAAAGCACCAGUAAGCCUACACGUGUCCUCUGAGCGUUUACGUGGAAGGCUGGUGACGGUGAAGUAGUGAAAGAGUGGAAAGCGGUUUUAUUUGGGGACUAUUUUGCCUUAGAACACCCUGCGUGUAUCCCCACACCUUUGUAGAAAAUACGCUGUAGGCCAAAAGGUCAUCAUGUCUCAAAGCAGUUCACCCAGCACCUUCGUGCGAGGGAGCUUUGAGAGGUGGACGUCUGGUUCCUAUCACCGCCACUGUGAACGGUUCCAGCCAAGUUUCUCUAGAACUGAACUGAACUGAGGAUUUUACACCAAACCGCUCUGCAAGUCUUAACGUCUUAAAUAUUUACCGGUGAAGAAGGUUUGGAACGGGUCAGUGGGAUCCCCCGCGCGCUUUUCUACCGGAGCAAACGAAAUCCUGUAAAUAGGAGACUUCCGUUAGGUUUUUAUCAAUAACGUGAACAGAUCCGUUUGCGGGGAAACCGAGUGAGAGAAUUUCGAGGUUCAGCGUGACACUGAAAAUUGAUGUCCGUAUAACAUCUGGAUCCACCCCAGGAAUAAUUCUAUUUAUGAACUGUAAAUAUGUACAAUAGCAACACCAUGAAGGCAGAGAGAUCCUAUAAAAGCAGCUUGAGGUUAAGAGGUCGAGAUUUCACCCCUUUUCCCGCCCUUUUCUCCUCUGAAAUCGACUCGUUUUGGGGGAGAAAAUGAAAAUUCGAUUCAUUCAGUUCGCUCGUUGUGCUCGAAUCCCUGUCCGUGGGCUUCAGUCAAGGCUGUCAUUUGCUAUGUUAAUGGUUUAUAAGCAUAUAUGUAUGUAUGUAUGUAGGUGAGGGAAUUUGUGAAAAGCACUGUUGAUAAUAAUAAUAAUAAUAAUAAUAAUAAUAAUCACACCGAGAGCGAAAACUCAGGUCGAACUCGUUCCUUUGGAGAAGCACAUGGCUGGAGAGACAGUGGGGUUGUAAAUAGAUCACCCAGGCUGAUUUCCCACUCCCCUCCCCAACGAAGUGGUCGUGAACUUAAGCGUUAUUUUCCAGAUCUUAUUUUAUUAUUAUUAUUAUUUUCGUCCGUAGACGACUAGGUGGCGUUGGUGUAAAUCGCAUUACCUCUCAUUCUGUUCUGGUGUUUUUUCCCCUUGUGCAUACGGUCUUAUUAUUAUUUACAAUGAAAAUAAUCUGUGAAGAGGAUGUUGUUCUACGUGUAAAGACGGAUGAAGCUCGUCAUGUCUAUAGGUCAUUCUGUUGUAAUGAUAAGAAAAUAAAUGUUUUGUGAAUUUUAAA
Pygocentrus nattereri (red-bellied piranha) is the source of this 3140-nucleotide messenger RNA. It is a transcript of the gene foxd2, whose product is annotated as forkhead box D2. Gene Ontology annotation, biological process: cell differentiation; anatomical structure morphogenesis; regulation of transcription by RNA polymerase II. The record is from RefSeq and is a predicted model, not a curated record. Bases 77 to 1237 code for a protein of 386 amino acids. The transcript has a single exon. Gene Ontology annotation, molecular function: DNA-binding transcription factor activity, RNA polymerase II-specific; RNA polymerase II cis-regulatory region sequence-specific DNA binding. Lineage: Eukaryota; Metazoa; Chordata; Actinopteri; Characiformes; Serrasalmidae.